Symbiodinium natans is the source of this 1647-nucleotide messenger RNA. NCBI's taxonomy places the organism in Eukaryota, Dinophyceae, Suessiales, Symbiodiniaceae. The record is from the annotation of a GenBank genome assembly.
AUGUCGACCAAUGACAGGGGCCCUGACUCACUCGCCUCGAGAAUUGCCGAGAUGGAAAAGACGAUGGACCAGACUGUGACUGGCCUUGUGACAGAGGCACUCGGGACCCUUCGGAAAGAGAUCCGGGCGCUUGAUGACCGCUUGACUCGUCGGAUCGACAGCGAUCACAAAGAGGAGGCGGCGAACUUGUUCAACCUGAAGCGUGAGAUGACGCUCCAGAUAUCCGGUGACCUAACUGCUGCUGAGGAGCGCAUCACCAGACGUUUGGACAGCGAGCGUCGUGAACAAAAGGAAGCCGUUGCAGAGCUUCGCCGAGAAAUGAGCACCCAGCAAGCUGUGCAGGACACGGCCUCGUUCGCCACCCAACGCGUGGUGCCAAAGGAAAACGAGGAUAUUGGCAAGCUGCGAGCAUCCAUGGAACAGAUCAGCGCUGUGGCUGACAAUGCUCAGCAGGAUGUUGCUCGCCUUGCCCAAGAGCUUGCUGAGCAGAAGCUGCGAUGUGAGCGCAUGGAGAUGUCAAUUCGAACUUCUGUGCCAAAGAAUGAUGACAUCUCUGCCCUGCGGCACACCCUGGACAGAACACACCUUCUGGCGGAUCAGGCGCAGAAGGACUUCAAACGUCUCGAGAAGGACGUGGCAGAACAGAAGCUCCGUUCUGACAGCAUGGAGAACUCUGUGCAGAGCCUGGCGGCUCCGGCUGGAGGCAGAUUCGGUGUUGACAACGCAGAGCUGGCGAAGGUUUUAGCCAGAAUCAGCGCGGAGCCCGUGGCCCAAAUGGAGCAAAAGAUUCAGCAGCAAAUGAGCAACAUGGAGAAUCAUCUCGUCAAACAGAUCGAGGCUGCAACGGAGGAGUUCUCCGGAAAAAUUGCGGCUUUGGAUCAAGGCGCAUAUCAACCGGAGCAAGCCACGCCUGCGGCAUGUUCUGCGCACCUCCAGCAGCCCAUGCCGGAACCGGCGUAUGCUGACGAAGCUUACCCGGAAUAUGCGGCCCCGGAAUAUGCGGCCCCGGAAUAUGCUGCCCCGGAAUAUGCUGCCCCAAGCCCGGCAACCUACCAGCAGCAGCGCGCCUGCUACUGUGGAAGCAUCGGCUUGCCCGUCACGCGGGAAGCGGACAUCUACAGCGACCAUGGCCAAGUUUCUGAUCUUGGUCUGCACCCCACUUCCUACGGAUCCGUCCAAGCCCCUUUGUCGGGCGAUUACUUCGGCAGCUUGGAUGGCGACGGCGGCGGUGGAUAUGACACCGGCGGCGGUUAUGAAGAAGGAUACGAGCAAUUCGCAGGAGAUCAGAUAGCCCCGGCCCCCUUCGCGGCGACGGUUAGCUAUGGCCCUCCCACAGUGGUUGGCUUUGGGCCACCAGUGCUCCAUUCAGUCACCACCAGGAUGGGAAGGCCAAUGUCUCCAGUUCGCGAAGCUGUUCGCGAAUCAUCACCAAUCCGAGGUGCUUCACCCGUAAGGGGUGCUUCACCAAUUCGCGGAAUGUCGCCAAUCAGGUCCACAAUGCAGUAUCAGCCCAGGCACCGUGAGCUCUCUCCGAUUCGUGCGCGUAGCACAGGUGAUCCAACUGCGUACCACUUCAACCCAGACAGGCUCGCUUCCAAUGGCAGCGGCUCGCAGGAACGAGAUGGCUAUUCGCAUGCCGUUGCAUAA